Molecule: messenger RNA, 883 nt
Organism: Botrytis cinerea B05.10
Lineage: Eukaryota; Fungi; Ascomycota; Leotiomycetes; Helotiales; Sclerotiniaceae
Exons: 3
Coding region: 92-493 (133 amino acids)
Biological process (GO): ribosomal large subunit assembly
Cellular component (GO): preribosome, large subunit precursor
Source: RefSeq, a predicted model, not a curated record
GCAACACAUCGUUUUUUAGUCGUCGUCUUGAAUCUUAGUUGUCGAAGUGACAUCCUUUUCUGAGCAAACAUAAGAUUUCGUGCUUGUGAAUAUGGAUCCCAAAAUGCCCAAAGCCGUGAAACCUAAGCGUCGCAAGAAGAGCCAGUCUAGAACUGAAGUAACAAACAUAUCCGACAGUGAGAGUGACACUGCUCCUAAAUCACAAUCUCUCAAGCCAAAGGCUCAAUCAGCAGCUGUCAAAUCAAUCUCUCAAAGCAAACCAUCUGCAUCAGUCAAAGUCCCAUCUAAACCAACCUUAGUGAAAGACUCGGCUCUCGCUGAAAAGUUCACAUCGCACUAUCUUCAACGUAUUACUACUGAAUUCUCGGAGGAUCUGGAUAAGAUCCGUGAAGCGGACGAUUUCAAUGGGAAUGCCUUGCAAAUAUUGGUGCAUGCGUUAAAGCAAGGUACGGAAGUCUGGGGCGAGGAAGAGAUGAGGAGAAUUGUUGGAUAGGUUGCGAGUGUGUAUGGAAAUUGAGGGGAGGCUGAAAUACGGAAAAUCAUGUGACGAUGGCCGAGUUAGCAAAAGACCAACGUGGAUACGCUGUUGAAAGACGACUCUCAUUCUGAUGAUGAGAGCAGCGAGAAUGGGACAGUAAGAGUCAUGAAGCUGAAAAAUGUGCGCUUUGAAGCGCUUGAAUCGACUGCAAAAAUGGGGAUAAUUGAAUGGUAGUCCCAAGAGAUGCAGGUGAAGCGAGUGGAGAUGUACGAGCUUCAUUGACGGCGUUACGGUUUCGAAAGGAAGUCAAAAGUACCAUAAUCAUAUUUCAUUUUAGACGCGCGAGUUUAUAGAUGUACUUUUAGGUAUUUGCUGAUUAUAAAUCACAUUUCCACAAGCAGUUUA